Molecule: messenger RNA, 4087 nt
Organism: Drosophila elegans
Lineage: Eukaryota; Metazoa; Arthropoda; Insecta; Diptera; Drosophilidae
Exons: 2
Coding region: 226-3861 (1211 amino acids)
Source: RefSeq, a predicted model, not a curated record
GAAAGAGGAGAGGAGAGGGAACGGGAUCUCGAGCCCCAGCUAGUAAUCCACAUCGAAAUCUACGGGCCCCCAGUAUUCCAAUUGGUAACCGCAUCUCAAUAUCUGAAAACAAAACCAAAAUCAAAUUUGUAUCGGUUGAAGCCCACAAUCAAACCGAAAUAAAAAACUUACUUUUUGCGAGCCACAUAAAUAUAAGUUAAUGUUUUAAGGUAUUACAAACACAAGAUGGAUACCAAAAACAUGCACAACAAACCCAUGAAUGGGGAAAAGUUUCUUGAGAUGUUGUCAACAAUAUCAUUGGAAGAAAUAUUACAAUUUGAGUUCCGUCUAAAUCCAACGAAAAAAUGGGAAUUGUUGGUAACCCCCACAGAUCCACGUUGGAAGUACAAUUGCAAUAUUUGCCGUGUUGUUCAGUUCGGCGACAAGAAUUUGUUUAGCCACCUUAGUGGUAAAAAACAUAACGCUGUAAUGGUAGCUGAACAGCAAUUGCAAAUAAGAUUAAAGCCUGCCGGUGGUCCAUCGAAAGCGGUUACCGCACCCCUUAAAAGAGGUCCGAACACCAAUAUGAAUAACAACAAAAAUAGCCCAUCCCCUGUUGUUAAAAAUUCACCGGCUUCAAACAAAAAUCUUCCAAACAAAAAUGAUGGCGCUAACGCAACCGUUAAGCAGGCAGGUGGGAAUUUAGCUGUGAAAGCUCAACCCACUCCAAAGAAUAGUUCAGCUGCGGGCGUUAACGCACAGAAAAAGCCCAACCCAAGUGCCGUGCAACAAGCUCAAAAGAACACAACAGGAAAUAAUACAGCCCCGCAAAAGACUAUCCAAGGAAAUAUAACACCCAAUCAAAAGAAUAUUCAAGGAAAUACAACACCCAAUCAAAAGAAUAUACCAGGAACCGCUACACCCAAUCAAAAGAACACACCAGGAACUGCUACACCCACACCUAAGAAUAUUCCAGGAACUAUUAAUUCACCCGCUCAAAAAACUAUUCCUGGAAAAAAUCCAACCAUUCAAAAAAAUAUUCCUGUUAUUGGUGCGACUGAACAGAAAAAACCUAAUGUAAACAAGGGAAAUAUUCAAGCGAAUAAAACUGUUGGUAAUGUGGCCAGCCCAAAGAAUCCAGGGCCUAAAAACGGUCCACAGGCAGCUACUACAACAAACUUAACCAGUCCGUCGAACAUUUCAAAGAAUUUGCCAAGUCCUGCUGCCAAAGCAAAUGUUGUGGCUAAGCCAAUGACAAAACCUGUGCAGAAUUCCCAGCCACCGGCAAAAGUUCAGCCUGAAACACAAACGCAGCCGAAAACAAAGCCACAGCCAGUUAAAACUGUGCAGAAAGCAAAGCCCAACAAUGUGGACAACAAGAUAAACAAUCCGGAUAUAGUCAAGAAUCCACUUUCGACAAAAAUCAGUUGUGUUCCGCUUGCCAAGCUUAUUUGCUCUUCUUCAGAGCCUGAAGCGGAUUCAGAUGUAAUUAUUAUUGACGAACAAUCAAAAGAGCAACCAAGAGAACAGCCAAAAGAGGUUAGUAAGCCGCCUGAGACUCCCAAAAACAUUUUACCGAUUCAAACGACGAAGCCAACGAAUGUGGUGGCCAAAAAGCCAACCAAAAAUGUUGCGCCUCCCGUUCGUCCUAGUAUCAGUAAGGUAAUAACACCUUCCUAUGUGGCUGCUCCAAAGGAUUUCGCACCAGCUAGAUCUGGAAAUGGCACAUUUGAGUCCAGAAGUCAAAGUCACGUAAUGGGUCUCGUCGGCGUGGAGUACGUUUUGAAAAUUGUGCGCAAUUUGUCCGAUAAGAAUGCCAGAUACCAAUGCUGUCUAUGUGAGAUCACUGCCGACGAGCAAUCGAUGCACAACCAUUUGCUGGGCUACAAUCACCGUCUUAAGUAUUUCGACAAGCAUUUUCCGACAGCAAUGCGCCAGUACCGUCAGUACGUGUCCCAUGUCCCAGAGGGUGAGGUCUGCAAAAUAAUGAUGCCCGUCUUUGAUAAGCUGGCCAUGGCCAUUGAAACCCAUCAUGGGCGGAAAGCUGCCCAUCUGUGCUAUGAACAUGUCUAUGCCAAAGAUCGCCAAGAUUUGUUCUCGCAGGUGUACAAUAGAAAGCAUUCGUCGGAGAAGAUGGGACCUUCGUUUACCCACGUUGUCAAUGCCGAAGAGGUUGACGAGCUGAUUGAAAAAGCUCGAAACAACGUGGCCUUGAUGAACAUUGAAAACCCGAAUCCCUAUUUCAUUCCAUCACCAUAUGCACCACCUCAGGGUCCCAGUAACUAUAUGGGGAGCUAUCAGAAUGCACCGGCUAAGAAUCCGUCCCAAACUGUUGACGAUGAAACGCACAAGCGCAUGGUUGAAAACUUCCUGAGGGACACCAGACAGAAUUCGGGCGAAGUGCAGAAGUCACGAAACCUAAAGCGAAACCGCUCCAGAUCGAAGUCGCCCGAUCAGAGGAAGCGGGUCGCCCCGAAGCAGCGGCAUUGGAAUGUGGAACGCAGGUCGGUGUCGCCUUUGCGCGAUGGCGAUAUUUGGCAGGCCUACCGUCACAUGGUCGAUCUGAAGGUGCGUGAGCUAAACGUCUCCUUUGACCAAUACAAAUCCGACCCCGAACAGCAUCCCAGCUAUCAGACCGAGUGGCAAAUGUUCUGGAAGCGCCGCAAGGACGAGCUUAUACAGGCUGGCAUUAAUCAUCGUUCUUAUAACUUCCAAAACGAGUGGAUUCAUUUCUUUAACGCACGCAUCGAAGAAUUGUACAAUCAAGAUAUUGAAAAUAUCAAAAUCAAAUGUCGUGAAAGGCUGUGUUUGCCAAUGACAAACAAUGAGUUAGCCAACGAAAAGUAUCACGUUCAUUUGCCCAAAACCAAUGAGCCGCCCGUAAUGAGAAAACCGGAGGCAACUGCUAAAGGUCCCGAAAAAAUGUCUGUUGAUGUGGUGGAGCCGCCGAAUGUGAUCCAUGUGCUUCGCCUUUUAACUGCUUUGGAGAACUACCUUGGGAGUUUGGGUCCUUUUAUUACCGAAAUGCUGGUGAAGGCUCUGCAAACGCAAAAGAUUUAUCCAGAAAAAGUUCAUUUCUUGAUUUUAACAGCCGAAAACUGUGCUAUUUUGGAGACGGUAAAGGAAAAGUUUACGGGUCUCUUGAUCUCUCAAAUCUAUGAUCCUGCCAAGGAAAGGGCAUUGAAAAAAGCUAUUAAUGAUACCGAGCUUUUGCUUCAGGAGGCCAGUAAAUAUAACCACCCAAAGCAGUCUGGUGAGAAUCCAGCAUUGCCGAUGGCCAACAAAAAUCAGUAUAACGUCGAAAAACCCUUGGAUAAAACUGAACUAGCAGCAAAGCUGGUCUCAUCUCUGGUCUCUCAAGGCAAAACAUCUAUUAAUCGUGAGGAACUUCAGAAGAUACUCCAAGUAUACACCCUAAUUGAGCAAAAGAAACGCCAGGAUGUUCCCUCUACCAGUUCGGUAAACUCCGUGCCCAGCACAUCCAAUAUCUUGGCUCCUCCGAACUCAAAUAACAAUGUUAACUUGUUGGCACAACACUCGACUAGAAAUUUAAACAUUGCAAGCAAUGGAAACAGCAAUGUUAACAAUGCGACCAGUAUGUAUACUGGUCCAAACUACUCGGGAAAUGUGGCUCGCUUUAACAACCAACAAAACAUUAUCAAUCCUAACACUUUGAACGCGUAUCCCACUGAUCGUGGAUUUGGAUCCAGCGGAUCCGGCUUAUCAGGCGAAUAUCAAAACAAUCAAUUCGGCUCAUCUGGCGCAUCGACGAUGAAUCCAAGCAGCGUUUUGCGACACGACCUCACUACGUCGUCGCUUUUCAACUUCAACACCAACUUGAACCCAGCUUACAACAACCUGAAUCGGAGGAAUAAUUUUUAAAUGGUAGUCCGUAAAGCAGCUAGACUUUUAAUCGAAAUUUACAUGAAACCCAUUAACUAUAAACAUGUAGUCACAACAUUUCAAACCAGAUACAUUCAUUGAAAAUUUGUACAACAAUUGAACAAUGUAUUGUGAAUAAACCGAUGGCAUAAUUGAAAAUAUUUGUCUUAAUAUAUACGCAUAUUAAAUAAUCGGAAAAAUAGUUUUUAAGGCAUACACUUUUAAA